CACCGACCCCAAUAUCAAACGCAAAUUGCUUGUUUCAAAAAUAGAAUAUUGAUUAAAUCUAAGCUAAUAGGGUUCUGCAUGCAGCUCGCAUCAAUAGCAAAAUCCAUUUGCAUGCUAUUGAUGUAGUCUGACCCGGUCGAGUCCAUGUGACGGAUCGAUACUCCCCUCCAUAUAGCCAUCAGUUCCAUUUCGGAUACAGAGGCUGGCAGAAUCAUUUCUUCCGUAGGCGUAGUUUUCAACGUUUAUUCAGGGAUUUGUAAAGAGUAUUGUAUAUAGAAUGCAAGUGUGAAGGACUACACAAGGAUGUCGUCGCUGCUUGUCUUGGUGUUCACUGCCCUGCUCUUCUGUGCUACAGCCAGGCCCAGGGAUAGACUGAGUCACAAAGGACUGUAUGAUGAUCUGAAGACCGUUCCAUUUGUGGACAAUGGUGAAGAGUCUAGAGGUCAAUAUGGUGACUAUCACAAUGACCUUACUAAACCAAAUAGUACUUACGACCUACAUGAUAAGUUUGAAUCCUUAUAUAAAAAGUAUAACCAGAAACUGAAUAGGGAUACUGGUAUUGGUGAAGGUGACAAUUUAGUUGAUAGGAAUGAGGAUUUGAGAAAAGAUGUAGAUGAAUCACAGGGAGGAUUACCAAUUGUUAAUGAAAUAAAACCAGUGGAAGGUGGAUUAGAGGACAUGACAAUGUUUGAAGACAAUACUGAAGAUAAUAGUUCUACCAAGAGGGGAGGAAGAAGGAGACGUAACAAGAAAGGUAAGGGACACAAACACAAGCAAUCUGUGAAAAAGGAUUUAUCUUUGAAGGAAGAUGAAGAAGCUGAAGAGAAAGAUGAUAAUGAUGCUGAUGAUCUUGGCUUCAAUAUGGAGAAAUUCUAUCGUGAAAAUCCUAACUUCAAAAAGAAUGUUGCAACUAUAACUGAUCAUGACAAACAUGAAACAACAACUGAAAAGAAUAUGGUUACAGGAGUUAAUGAUUUGAGUGAAAGUGAAGAUGAUGUGGAUGAAAUGGCUAAAGACAUGAUGGAUGUUGAUGAUGAUGCUGAUGAUGACGAAGAGAAUGGUGUAGAUAGUGUUUCUGCGGACAAAAGUAGUGAGGGAGAUGAUUACUAUGACUAUUAUGAUGAGGAUGAUGACAGUAGUUACAGCAGUAGUGAACAGGCGGCAGAGGCAGAAAGACAUGAUCUCACACCUGCUGAUUGGUUUAAACACUUUGACAAACCCCAGAUGGAUGACUACCAUGCCCAUAUUGAUCCAACUACCACACCUGCUGAUGAUGAUAUCAAGAAGAGCGAUUUUAGAUCGGAAACAAUAAUGGAAUAUGAUAUAAAGACCAAUACUAUAGGAAAGCUGAAAGAAGGUGAAACUGACAACAAUAAAGAUAAUAUACCAAAGACUGAUGUUGAACCAAGUACAAGCCCAAACCCCCCAACUCCGCAGAAGGGAGUCAAAUCAACUGUAACUCAGCCGGCCUACUCCCACUGGAACGAGAGAGUGAACACCUGGAAUCUAAUUGAGUCUAAACCUGUAGCCUCAUGCCAAGAGGCCACAGACUGCCAGUCAGGCCGAAUGUGCAGGUACGGGCUGUGUCUUUGUGGUCAGCCAGAUUUCUGUGAAGGGCGCAGCAAACCUGUGUGUGGUUCUGAUGGUCGACGAUACCCGAGUCACUGUGAGCUCCACCGGACUGCCUGUGUCCUUGGCAUCCACAUCCGCAUUGACCAGGGUGGCAAUUGUUUUCAAAAUGAUGAGAAGAUGCAAGCUGAUAUGGCAGCAGACAGUCCACUGGAUGAGAGACAAGCCCCCGAGAAGUCCACUGAAAUACCCAGCCCAAUUUCCAAGACAAACACUCCAGUAGUUGUGGAGCACAUGAGUAGGGGGGACAAAAACGAGGAACAAGCGGCUGGUAUACUGAAGGAUAACAGGACUGAUAGGAAGACAGAUGCUGUAGAAGACGUUGUGAAAACUGCUGUGGUCGCUAAAGCUGUGGACAAUGUUGUGGUUCAGGAGAAUAGUAAAAUGGGUAGUGUUCAUGAUAAGUCUGAUUACAAUGAUAGUAGUUCUGACACAGAGGAAUAUAAGUAUGAUGAUUCUUAUGACUAUGACGACAGUUAUGAUGAUGAUUCAGAUGAAGGUCUUAACAAUAAUGGAAAUAAAUUUGGAGAUGUUGCUUAUAGAUUUGAUGAUAACAGUAAACAUGAUAUUGAUGACAUUGAUGAUUCCUAUUAUGACUUGAGUGAUGAAUAUGCAGAUGACUAUGACGUUGUAUCUCUGAGCAAAGACAACAGUGAAAGACAAGAUUCUGAAGAGAGUCCCAGCCUAGUGCCUUUGUUCUGUACGCCUGACCUGUUCAUGCAGUUCAAGGCUGAUGUAAUGCAGUAUCACUGUGUCUUCUUUGAGGAGAAACAUUGCAACAAGCUCAACCAAGAAGAGAAGCAGAGGCUGGCAGCAAUCAUGUUUAACUAUUAUGACAAAGACUUCAGCGGGCAGAUUGAGAAGGAGGAAUUAUGGGAGAUGCAGAUGGUGGAGCACAUUGACGACCUCUCCUCUAUGUGUACACUGCUCGAUAUCAUCAUGUUCAACGAGCUCGGUGAACGAGAUGGAAAGCUGAACGCUGAUGAGUUUAUACAGGCAUUUGACAUCCCUGACUUGGUUAGCUGGGAGACAGAGGUGGUUCCACUGCUGGCCACAAUCGGUAAUGGGCUUGAAGUGAAGUGUGAUGUCACUGACUCACGUGAUGUCAUUUGGACCCGGGACGGGUUGGACCUUGCAGUACUCAACUACCCAGGGAUUACUGUGCUGGGAGAUGGAAGCCUGUACUUAGAGACUAUCGGGUUCCAUGUUGUGGGCAACCUGACAUGUUAUGACCGCAAGAAGCCGGCUAUCAAACAGAUUCACAUGCUCAUCGUACAGAAGCCACCACAUGUGCGGGUCCACAUGAGAUCAACGGAAGUGAGGCAUGGCCGUGACCUUGUCAUCCAGUGUCAUGCCGAGGGAUUUCCCCGACCAGCUGUAACAUGGAAGUUUGAUGGAAACACCAUACAGAAUGGACAGAAGUACCAUGUACACAGCUUUGAUGACUCAUUGACCGUGUACAGCGCGGACUACACCAGCGAUACAGGGGUCUAUACUUGUGAGGGGAGAAAUACGGCGGGGACUGCAGAGGCAUCUGAAGCUAUCUCUGUACAUAAUCCAAACAACACCGCUAACACAGAAGCCAGUAAUGAGGAGAGUUUCAUCAUUUUCCAUGAUGAUGGCUACACAAUGCAUGAGCCCACGGAGUGUCUGACCCAGCGUCAUGUGAAACCAGAGUUUGCCAACUUCCACUUCCUGCCCGAUGAUCUUGAUGCCCCGCCCUCCAUGUGUGAGCCAGGAAUCCCUUGUGUUUGGGGCUCGGCAGUCAGUGUGGGAGAUGAGUUUGUGUACAUUACGCAGCCCAGACAAAACAGAGUCCUCGUUAUUGAUGUAAAAAAGACUCUUAAUCCCGAUCAGGUGAUAUACACAGACCACAUGCCUGUUUCCGUCCACUACGUGGCAAGCCAGGAUGAGGUGUGGGUUCUGUGCUGGAAUGGAGAGCAAGACGGUGGAUCUAAGACACUUGUGGUGAUCCGGGAUGCCAGACAGCGCAACCAACACCACGCCAUACAUACACAGCCUAUCGGCAACACAUUCGACCUGGUCCAAGGUGUGUUCCUCCCAGAAGACACAGAACUACAUCACCCGUAUCACUAUGGUUACACUGUCCACAACGGUCAGCAGGGGCUCUUCAAGAUUGACCUUGAAUUCAAGAAAUAUGAGAGGGCUGUUGACUUCUCCAAGUUUGAAUGUGUCCCAACAAAUAUCGCUUUUGUGCCGUUAGGUGGGCAUGCCCUGGUACAGUGUGUGCGGCAGACUGUGGACAUUGAGGUGACCAGUCUUCUCACCCUCGACACAGUCACAGACACUGUGAUACACAACAUCACCUCUCCCGCCACCCCAUAUGUCAGUCCCGAUGUCAGCUUUGUUGUAUUCGUUGAGGAGAGAACGGGAAACAUCGAUGUCCACCUAGUCAACGAGAAUGGAGAGAUAGUCCACCAGUUUGAUGUUGCCCUGGGUACUCCUGUCUGCAAGGCAACAUUCCACAGAGCCAGCCAUCACCAUGGUUAUGAUAUUUACCUGACUGCCCUUGAUAAACCAGUCAUCUUCUCUGUCAGUCUCAGUAAUGGACAGAUAGAAACCAUAACAGAUAUCGGUGAGGUGGACUCCGAGCUGUAUUUACCAUGGUUCAAUAAUCUCCGACCUCUAGUGUCUGGGGGGGUCUUUAGCGACUUCCUGUCUACGACUGGAGAGUCAGCCAUGUUGGUUCUCAAUGGGAAGAAACAUGCCGUGCAGUGUCAUUACAAGGACUUACAGAACCCGUCUGUUAUUGUGUACACCCACCUUACCACGUAAUAGAGUGAUUUGAUGUGAGUGAGUUUCUCUGUAUAAAUGCAUUGUGCCGUCAUUUCACCUGCAUUCAGUAACUGUGAAAAGUAUGUGUACAAACUUCGUUGAAAUUUAAAAGGGCACAUUUGGUUAUCUUGGUAUAUGUGCAGUUAUUAGAAAUAAAAAAAACAUGACCGCCUUUACAACAAAUAUUACAGGGAGGGAAUAUCUCUGUUUUUAUAGGUUAAUACCAAGUGUUUAAAAUUUAUCUUGGUUAAUCAAUUUUAAAAAACAUAUUUAUUGAUUUUCAUUUAUGUCUACUUUUUUCAUUUAAAAUGUAAGUAAUCUAUCUUUUAAUUAAGACAUUUUCACAAAAUAAAACAAUAGUGUUAUAUACAUAGCUGGGGUGUAGGAUUGCUUGUUCAGUGUUGUAAUAAUAUAAUGUGCAAUAUUUUAUGGAUCAAGUGAUUAUAAGUCACAUUUUUACAUUUUUUCAUACGGUUUGAAUGGGUUGUUUAUUUACAUUUUUAGUAACUUUUAUUUUGAAAUGCAAAACUUUUUCUAGUCGCCGAAUGGUAAUGUGUAAUCUGAAUUUAUAAAUGUCCUUUGUGAAUGUUUUUAUGUAUUAAAUAAUGUGUUCUUUAUGAAAAAAAAAGAAAAAGUUUAUAAUGACUUAGUGCAUUAUGUUUUUGUUAAAGAUCAUGUAUACAUGUUAUUAGCUUACUUUGAUUUGUUAUUUUUACCAAGAUUUUGUUGACAUUUUUGUAAAGCUUUAUAUAUACUUUCAUGUACAUAUAAUUUAUUAAUGUUCUUCAUACAUUCCUAUUUUUAUCAUUUACUUAUUCUAAAGAUUUUACAUUUUUAGCUCUACUGGCCAAAGGCCAGAAGAGCUUAUGCGAUGGUAAUGUGUACGUAGUAUGUGCAUCCGUGCGGUCGUGCGUUCGUGCGUCUGUAAACAAUUGCUUGUGAACACGAUACAGUCUUCACUUUUGAUUGUAUUUUGAUAAAACUUGUACAGUAUCUAGAUAUCCAUUAGAGCUGGGUUCCUUUCGAAAACCAGCCAGAUCCGCCCAUGCAUGCUUAGAUUAUGGCCCUUGAUAGUAUAAAAAAAUGCUAUUGUGUAAAAAAUUGGUUGUGAACACGAUACAGUCUUCAGUUUUGAUUGUAUCUCGAUGAAACUUGUACAGUAUCUAGAUAUAGAUUAGAGCUCGGUUCCUUUCGAAAACCAGCCAGAUCCGCCCAUGAAUGCCUAGAUUAUGGGCCAUGAAAGUUUCAAAGAAAUGCUUUCUAUUUUUAGCCAGGUCUGCAUGAGCGAAUUCUAUUUUUAGCCAAGUUUACAUGUACAUGUAAAUUCAAGUCUAGAGUUAAGGGAGACAAUUUGCAAGUCUAGGAUUUUGAGAGACAAUUUGCUUUUUGCUUCUGCAGCUGAUUUUGUGAAUUACUCUGCCUUGUUCUUGUUGAAAGCCCAAAGGCCAUUUUUUAGCUUUAAGUUCUGUAGUUUGCGCAUUCAUCUUAACAAAAUUGGUUGUGAAUGUUUAAGUUAUGCACCUGGUGUCAUUACUGGCCACACCCAGGGUUCACAGGUUUGGUAAACAUAAAUCUGGAAAGGUUUGAAAAUCUUUUUGUGUGUUCGUGCAUCCAUCUCAGCACAAUUGAUUGUGAAUGUUUGUUCAAAUUUAUCAAUGUUGUCCUAGGAUGCCAUUGACUUUGACCAACUUUUUUUAACUUUUAAAACUACAGAAUUUUUUACUAUGAGUACAGUUUUGAAAGCAUUUUUUUUUUGUCAGUUGACUUUUACUUGGCACAUAUUAAAAUAGUUCAUGCAACUAAUCUGCUUACAAUACUUUCUGGGCUCAGAUGUUGAACGUGCUACGUUUUUAGGUAACCCAAACACAAAACAUAAACUAUAUGUCUGUUGCCUUUUACCCAUACAUACAUGCUCUGGAUUGAUAUGACCACAAAAGCCAUGCCAGUAGAGCAUAGGCCCUUUUGGGCCUCUUGUUACAAACUGUAAAGUAUUUUGCUUCAUUGUAUCCAUUCAUUUUUUUUCACUGUAAUCACCAUGAAUGUCAUAAUGAUAUGAAUUAAAAGCUAGCAUACUUAACUUUGUUAUGCCAUGACUUUUUUAACAUGUUCAAGGUUGUUUGCAAGACUGUAUUAACAUUUGUCAUGAAUUCAAAUAGAUACAACAGUUUAAUAUGCAACCAACACAUGUAGUAGUUUUUCGUUCCAACAUGAAAUGUGCAAUUGUGGAAGUUAAUAUUGCUCUUAUUCCAAUACAUGCAAGAACAUUUCUGUGUUCUGACAUGCCUGUUGUAUAGUGCAAGAUGAAGGUGAUUACAUGUUCCAUUUUAAUACACGGUCUUUUUCAUGUUAUGCAUAAUCAUGUAUUCAAGUACCGGUAAAGUCCUGCUUUUAAACUAGUCAUUUGUUGUAAUAAUAUAGUUAAAAAAAAACUCUUGGAGAAUUCUUAGUGUUAAGAAAAAUAUAUAUUUUAAUCUCUGAUUAUAAGAACUAUCUCAGAAAUGUUUGCAAACUAUCUUGAAAAUAUAGGCAAACUAUCUCAGACAUGUUGAUGAGCUAUCUCGUGACAUGUUGAUGAGCUAUCUCGUGACAUGUUGAUGAGCUAUCUCGUGACAUGUUGAUGAGCUAUCUCGUGACAUGUUGAUGAGUUAUCUCGUGAUAUGUUGAUGAACUAUCUCGGACAUGUUGAUGAGCUAUCUCGUGACAUGUUGAUUAGCUAUCUCGUGAUAUGUUGAUGAGCUAUCUCGUGACAUGUUGAUGAGCUAUCUCGUGACAUGUUGAAGAGCUAUCUCUUGACAUGUUGAUGAGCUAUCUCGUGACAUGUUGAUGAGCUAUCUCGUGACAUGUUGAUGAACUAUCUGGGACAUGUUGGCCAACUAUCUGGGACAUGUUAUUGAUAUUGACAAUGGUGUCAUCAUGACUGUAGAGGUUACUGUAAGACUGGUAAACAUUCUGUUAUCAAUCAUGUCUCAUGUUCCACACUCGGUGUUGUUCUGUUAUUGUAAUGCUUGUUUGUUACUUUUUCUGGUCAUUGCUUUUUAAUAAAUGGCCUAACAUAAAA
This is a messenger RNA of Mya arenaria, 7483 nucleotides long. Its product is annotated as follistatin-related protein 5-like. Gene Ontology annotation, biological process: dendrite self-avoidance; homophilic cell-cell adhesion; axon guidance. The transcript is spliced from 16 exons. Gene Ontology annotation, cellular component: axon; plasma membrane. Bases 304 to 4425 code for a protein of 1373 amino acids. NCBI's taxonomy places the organism in Eukaryota, Metazoa, Mollusca, Bivalvia, Myida, Myidae. The record is from RefSeq and is a predicted model, not a curated record. Gene Ontology annotation, molecular function: calcium ion binding; cell-cell adhesion mediator activity.